AAGAUCGUCAGUAAUAGGCAAUGAUAUUCUUUCUCAUGAUCUGAAAAUAUGUUGAAAAGAUCGAUGUCGAACCCUUUUGUGAAGUCUAUGUUGAACGCAGAAGUCGAGUAGCCUGUGAUUGCUGCCCGUGCUUGAUCUCAUAAUCUCGCAAUAUGUUGCGGAGAUCGAUGACGAACCCCUUUGUGAAUGGAUGAGGUAGCAAACCCCUUCGUGAAUAAAUAAUUUUUAAGAAGUGUCGGGUAAUAGGGGGGCGGGCUUGACACCACAGGUGAAGUUGGUGGUUGGCUGGUAAAUGCAACGUGUCCCAAACAGAUCAACAAACUAUUUCCUCUUUUAUUCCCUUAAUUUUCCCUCCUUUCUCCAACCGAACCAUGGAAGCCUUGCUCCCAAUUUCUACCUCUCCCUUCCGAUUCCCUCCCACAGCCAAUACCAGCCCUCGUCCUGUUUCUCCUUUCCCCCUCAAUCUGCGUUCAAAUUCGCUCAAUAAGCGGAGACGAACGCCCACGUUUGCGGCCAUUGAUGGCGCUUCGCUUGCAGCAGCAGCAGCCGAUCCCACUCAGGUUGAAAUCACUUGGCAGAUUGUCGUGGGAGCGAUUGCUGGAGUGACCCCGUUCGUGGUGGCCGGAAUCGAGUUCAGCAAGAGGAUUGUGGCUCAGAAGAGAUGUAAAGAAUGUGGUGGUUCGGGGCUUGUUUUGAUGGACAAAGACUACUUCCGUUGCCCUGAAUGCGGUGGUUUUUUGCCAUGGCAGUCGUGGAGGCGAUUCUUUUCGGGCUAAAGAAGACAAUCAUUAGUACGUCUCUUUUAAAGCCCGCAAUCACGAUGGUACGCUGAGGUUAGCAUAAAUUACGAUGUGUCGCUCAAGGUCUCUCGAACCCCCUGUUGUACCAAUGUCUAUAUUCUGUUCUAGAAAUAAGGUAAUGAAUGAUCUUCCGGUAUGUAGUUUCGUUUUGGUGUUACAACAGGCUGAGAGCAGUGCCCGCUCCCUUGUGUUUGAGGGAGUUGGUGCGACGAAGUAGGUGCGGGUGAGGCAUUCGACUUCGAGUGGCUUUGAUACCGAACAUAAGAAAGAGACAGAAUAAUAACAUUGAAAUAGGGGGAGGUUUGU
Messenger RNA from Cucurbita moschata (crookneck pumpkin), 1106 nucleotides. RefSeq lists its product as uncharacterized. The record is from RefSeq and is a predicted model, not a curated record. The transcript has 5 exons. NCBI's taxonomy places the organism in Eukaryota, Viridiplantae, Streptophyta, Magnoliopsida, Cucurbitales, Cucurbitaceae. Bases 372 to 776 code for a protein of 134 amino acids.